Molecule: messenger RNA, 1349 nt
Organism: Psylliodes chrysocephalus
Lineage: Eukaryota; Metazoa; Arthropoda; Insecta; Coleoptera; Chrysomelidae
Source: the annotation of a GenBank genome assembly
ACAAAGUAUUUGGUCCUUUCGAGCUAUUCAGACACCUCCCUUACUCUGGAAAAGCAGUCAUGUCGAAUAAUUUCAAUGAGGUAGAAAAAAGUAACUCGUUUUAUGAAAGACCGACUUUAGUAGGUUCUACAAAAAGUAAGAGUAUGCAUGUAAGUUCCGCCUCUAAGAAAACUAGAAAAGCUAAACUACUAGCAAUCCAGGAAGAAAUAGACGAAAUUCAAGAUAGCAUUUUCUUAAAACAAGAAGAAAUAUUUAAUUUAGAAUGUGAAGUAGCUGAACUAAAAGGCAAAGAGAUAAUCUCACAAAAGGACGUAGAAGCCAAAGAAGGUGAGAUAAAUCGAAAGAAAAAGCUUUUAAACUUGCUAGAAUCUAAAUUAGAAAAUAAAAAGACCUUCUUUAGCAAAUAUGAAGAAUAUUUUAAUAUAAAUUCAGACUCAAAUGAAUCAGAAGAUUCUAGAAGAGAUUUGAGAAGUUUGAGUAUUGAAAAAUCAACAAGGUUGAGAAAUACGGAAGAAUGGGUAUCAAAAAAUCAUCAAUGUCUUGAUUAUUCUCUUGUUUCUCACAAUAAUGAUGUAGAAAACUUAACUAAGUCAAUCAAUUCAAUGUUAACUCGCCAAACUGUAGGGAAACAAUUAAUUAAUUUUGAUGGAUCUUCGCAUCUAAAAUGGCCUAUUUACUAUUCACAAUUUCUGCUAACAGACAAAGCCUGCUUGUUUUCCCCAGAAGAAAAUGUACUAAGACUAAAUGAUAGUCUCAGUGGAGAAGCGAGGAAAUCAGUAGAAAUGCUUCUUAUAACUGCUCGAAACCCCGACAAAAUAUUAAACAUUUUAAAACAAAAGUACGGAAGACUCGAAGCAAUUAUGGAAGAACUACUAUCCAAAGCACACCAAAUAUCUUCUGUAGAAAGUGCGGAAUCGUUUAUUGAUUUUAAUAGUACUGUACAAAAUCUGGCAGCUGCAAUUAAUGAAGAUUUGGCUAACUAUAUCGAUGAGAGGCAUUUAUUAGCAAUUUUAGUUAACAAACUACCUCCUCACUUGCUAACACAAUGGGGUAGUUACUUGAUCGACCACAAAGUAGAAGAUCAUAAAGAGUCUUUACAAGAUUUUUCAAACUGGGUACAACAAAUGUCAAAGAUGAUAUCAAGAAUUUCAUUUGUUUCCAAAAAUACCAAUCCUACCUUUCACCUCCAUGAUUCUACAAAUGGUAUAAAAUUGGAAGAAAAUCUUCUCAAAAAUAACGUAGUACCAGUAACUAAAAAAAUUUGUUGCGAGUGUAAAAGAACGCUGGAAGAUAGUACAAAAAUGCAAUGCAUGCUGCCGCUGUUUACGUCAACAUUAUGGAAAAUGUAA